This is a messenger RNA of Ziziphus jujuba (common jujube), 1701 nucleotides long. RefSeq names its product tubulin beta chain. The record is from RefSeq and is a predicted model, not a curated record. The transcript has 3 exons. Lineage: Eukaryota; Viridiplantae; Streptophyta; Magnoliopsida; Rosales; Rhamnaceae. The coding region runs from base 125 to 1459 and encodes 444 amino acids. Gene Ontology annotation, cellular component: cytoplasm; microtubule. Gene Ontology annotation, molecular function: GTP binding; structural constituent of cytoskeleton; GTPase activity. Gene Ontology annotation, biological process: mitotic cell cycle; microtubule cytoskeleton organization.
UACCCCCCCAGGUUUUCUCUCUAAUCCAUCCAUUUUAUUCUUUUUCCUUCAGAUCCCGAAAUUUUCCCAUCAUUUUCCUUUUUCGUACUUUCCCGAGAAACAAACAAGAGAAAGUUAGAACAAAAUGAGGGAAAUUCUACACAUCCAGGGCGGUCAAUGUGGGAACCAGAUCGGCGCGAAGUUCUGGGAGGUGAUCUGCGACGAGCAUGGCAUUGACCACACCGGAAGGUACAACGGCGAUUCGGAGCUCCAGCUCGAGCGUAUCAACGUUUACUACAACGAGGCCAGUGGCGGCAGGUACGUCCCACGCGCCGUUCUUAUGGAUCUGGAGCCUGGUACCAUGGACUCGGUUAGAUCAGGCCCAUAUGGACAGAUCUUCAGGCCGGAUAACUUCGUGUUUGGGCAGUCCGGUGCUGGGAAUAACUGGGCGAAGGGACAUUACACCGAAGGUGCUGAGCUAAUUGAUUCUGUGCUCGAUGUUGUUCGCAAAGAGGCCGAGAAUUGCGAUUGCUUGCAGGGAUUCCAAGUUUGCCAUUCAUUGGGUGGCGGCACUGGCUCUGGCAUGGGAACUCUUCUUAUCUCCAAAAUCAGGGAGGAGUACCCAGAUCGGAUGAUGUUGACAUUUUCUGUCUUCCCAUCUCCCAAGGUGUCUGACACAGUUGUUGAGCCAUAUAAUGCCACUCUCUCGGUGCAUCAGCUUGUUGAAAAUGCUGAUGAGUGUAUGGUUCUGGAUAAUGAGGCUCUGUAUGACAUCUGCUUCCGAACUCUAAAGCUUGCCACUCCUACUUUUGGUGAUCUCAACCAUCUGAUUUCUGCUACGAUGAGUGGUGUCACAUGUUGUCUCCGGUUCCCUGGACAGCUAAAUUCUGACCUUCGGAAGCUUGCAGUUAACCUUAUUCCUUUCCCUCGUUUGCAUUUCUUCAUGGUUGGGUUUGCACCCUUAACAUCAAGAGGAUCCCAGCAAUACCGUGCCUUAACUGUGCCCGAAUUAACCCAGCAAAUGUGGGAUGCCAAAAACAUGAUGUGUGCUGCUGAUCCACGCCAUGGUCGGUACCUUACUGCAUCUGCCAUGUUCCGUGGGAAGAUGAGCACAAAAGAAGUUGAUGAACAGAUGAUUAAUGUCCAGAACAAGAACUCCUCCUACUUUGUUGAAUGGAUACCCAAUAAUGUGAAGUCUAGUGUGUGUGAUAUCCCACCCAAGGGUUUGAAGAUGGCAUCCACUUUCAUUGGAAAUUCAACUUCGAUUCAGGAGAUGUUCCGCAGGGUCAGUGAGCAGUUCACAGCAAUGUUUAGGCGCAAGGCUUUCUUGCAUUGGUAUACCGGUGAGGGAAUGGAUGAGAUGGAGUUUACUGAGGCAGAGAGCAACAUGAAUGAUCUGGUGGCAGAGUACCAGCAAUACCAGGAUGCGACUGCUGAUGACGAAGAGUACGAGGAGGAAGAAGUGGAGAUUGUUGGUUGAUGUUGUAUCUUUGUAGGUUUUUUCAGUCUGUCUAAAUUGGUAUAUGUUUUUAUUGGCUUACUUUCGGGGAGUGAUUGUCUGUUGUCGCUCAGUCAAAUUAGCUUUUGACAUAUGUUAAUGUGUAUGAUUGUUGGUCUUCCUUGUAUAAGAGAUGGGUUUUGGUGACACUGCAUUUGUUUUGGAAUUGAAUGGUGAUAUUUGUAUCUAGCAGCUUAUCUACGACGUGAAGCUUUAUUUUUUUC